Messenger RNA from Diabrotica balteata, 1862 nucleotides. The record is from the annotation of a GenBank genome assembly. NCBI's taxonomy places the organism in Eukaryota, Metazoa, Arthropoda, Insecta, Coleoptera, Chrysomelidae.
AUGGGCUUUACUUGCAGUAGCAGACUCCCAACUAGAGACAAAGUACCAAUAGCUCCCAACAGAGUAGCCUCCCACAUUGUAGCAACUCCAAGAGAACUUAGAGAUCGUAAUCACACCACCAAAGUCAAACAAGAACUAAAAAUACCAAAGUCUGCAUGCCCGCCUACAUCUCAAUACUGUGACGAGUUUAGUCCAGAAGAAAUUAUUUCAGCAAUAUUAGACAAAUAUCGAAAAAUCGAGGCUACCCGUGAACUCGAGAAAUGGUUCUCGGAGAGAUGCGAAGAAAUCAAACAGUGCGAAAAGGUAUACGACUAUCACAAUAUGUAUAGGAAGACAAAGGAACUCACAACAAAGAAAAGCUACAAUAUUUUAUCGAAAGGGCUGUGCGAUGAUAAUGGAAAUCUACAACUAGACCCCGACCAAAUAGUUAGAAUCUGGGAAACUUAUGUGGAACAACUGUUUAAUAAUGACCGUCCUAGUUUGUAUACACUGAGCAAUGAUGAUACUGGCCCUUCUAUUCUAAAAUCAGAAGUGGAGAAUGCUAUAAACGAUCUUAAAAAUAAAAAAAGACCAGGCAACGAUAACGUAUACGGGGAAGUAUUGAAAAUGCUGUGCGAAACAAACAGUCAAUUUCUAGACUCACUCGUCAGACAAAAGGCUAUGGCCCAAUGCAAAGAAAACCGAAGUGUGCUUCCCCGAGCCAACUCCUUAUAUCAGGAACAUUUCAACCUGACCAACGCUCGGAGAGGAAAAUGGGACAGCGACUUACCACAGAAAGGACACGAAAUAGCCUCUACCUAUCAGAAACCGUCAGACUUUAAACUGACCCGCAAUACAUGGACAACGCUAAACAGAAUAAGAACAAGCAGCGGUAUAUGUGCUGACAGCUUAUAUAAAUGGGUAAAAGCCCUUACUCCUGAGUGUGACUGUAGAGCGCAACGGAAGACCGUCCCUCACAUUGUUGAAGAAUGCCUCCGAAGGCGAUUCCAUGGAGUUUUCGAUGAGUUCCUGAAUGCGACUGAAAAUCCAAAACACACAAAAAAAAGAGAAGCGCUUUUAAGCAUACAAGUAUUGAUACAACGAGCAAAAGGUGUUAAUACAGAUGUCUUUACCUGUUUUAUUGACUUUGAAAAGGCAUUUGACAAAGUACAGCAUGAGAGGUUUAUUGAAACUUGGCGAAUCACAAACAUCGAUGACAAGGAUAUAAGAAUAAUAACCAAUCUCUAUAGAAAACAAGUAGCCAAGAUUCGAGUAGACAAUCAAUUAUCCGAUGAAGUACAAUGCCAAGAGGAGUACGACAAGACCGCAUUAGUUCCUGAACGCGAUAGAGUACACGCAAAGAUCGCAGAAUGCCAAUGGGAAUUAGGUUCAACUGUAGACGAACUUACGAACGUUAAAAAUGGAUAUAUAACCCCUGAAACCGGCAGGCAAGUUCUUUGUGUUCAUCGUAAAUUGGGAAUCUUGGAUCAUAAUGGAGACAUUGUUCCUUAUGAGUACUUAAGACACGUUCAAGCUGUUACUCUUGACAAGGGUCGUCAGAUACAGUUUCUAGGAUGCAGCAGACCUCAAGGAGAAAAUGCUGAAAUUAAAGCUAUUAAUUUUGAUAGAUGCUUCCAAUCCAUUUUACAAAUAAUGGGUCGUGAUUGAUUUAUCUAAAAAAUAGUUUUUUUACCGAUACAAUGUAUUAUGAUGUAAAAUAUAGUUAUGUCGUUUAAAUAAAUAUUUUUUUUUCCUGAAAAAUGGGUAUGGUAGAGUAAAUUAGUCAGACUUGUUUUUGUUUAUUGUUAAAGUCGACUAAAUUUUAAUUAUUAUUGAUUGCAGAUUUAUAGCCAAAAAUUUCUUAUUAUCAAAAUGUUGGUGCU